CGAGGAAGGUGUCUGUGGCGGUGUCCGGACGCAGAGCAUGGGCCCAGAAUUGUAGCGCGGUACAUUAUGGCUACGGCCACACUGUUUCCAAACUCAGGACACGCCACCGACUCGCGCGCGGCCAAUCAGGACGGCGCUUUUCCGAUGACUCGUGGAUGCUGCUCCCGAUCUGAUCCUGUUCAUCGGCGACCUGUCGUGCGAGUCUCCUUGCGCAUACGAUCACGAGUGUGCUUGUGGCCUUCACUGGUAGCCACUUCAAGAUCAGACAAGAUAUCCCCACAGGCAGCCGAUUCCGGACCGAGGACCCCAGUGUCAAGUGAAGAAUGGAAUUCGAACGCAUCCCGCUCGAUCAGUUCGCUUCCGCAUUUGGAACAGCCAUUGAGUUGUCCAGCGUCGCUCUAGGAGGCAAAGUCGAGUCUUUCUCCGACGAGUUCUUCGCGGAAGCAUUCCAUCUAUUGCUUGUUGAGCCUGCGCCGAGCUUGAAAGGCCAAUUUGGGCCAAAAGGGGCACUCUACAGCGGAUGGGAAACGCGACGACACAACCCGACAUACGAUUGGUGUGUCAUCAAGCUAGGAACUACCGGCACCGUCUUUGGCUUCGACAUCGACACUACGCACUUCAACGGUAACGAGGCCCCUGAAGUCAGUGUUGACGCACUCUACCAACCUGGGGACCAGCCUGCCCCUCUGGCGAAUGACACCAAUUGGUCAGAGAUCCUGCCGAAGGUGCCUCUGGGACCUAGUUCUAGGCAUCUGUUCACAAUCAAGCCUACGAAAGGUUUGAACUACGUGAAGCUCAACAUGUAUCCCGACGGUGGAAUUGCUCGACUCCGUGUCUAUGGACUAGUGUCACCAGUCUUCCCUGCUGAUUUGUCAGCCCAGUUUGACCUUGCUCACGUUUUCUCCGGGGGAAGAGUCGUCUUCACUUCGGAUCAACACUUCGGUGUGGGAUCCAACCUGAUCCUUCCCGGCAGAGGUAAGGACAUGGGCGACGGAUGGGAGACGAAGCGAAGCAGGCAGAAAGGGCACAGAGAUUGGGCGAUCAUCAAGCUUGGCGAUGCCGGGUACCUAUCUCACGCCGAGAUCGAUACCGCUCACUUCAAAGGCAAUUUCCCAGAGUCCUGCGAACUACAUGCCUUGUCCAGCCAGGAACUGGAUCCUGCGAACGCUCCUGAGGACGACUGGACGGUCAUCCUUCCCCGCACGAAGCUCGGGCCUCACCGACAGCACCACUUCCAGCUGCACAACGUGGACGGCAAAGCAUUCACGCAUGUUAGAGCGACUAUUUACCCCGAUGGAGGCUUGAAGAGAGUCCGCAUAGUAGGUAGGAGAGCGGGCGGUGAUAUCACGGCCCCGGUAUUGUCAGGCGCUGCUGGGGAAAGUGCGGCCGCGAACACUCAAGCAACAGAGGAUUCGGCCUCUACAACGGUCCCGACGGCACAUAGCCUGCAGUCCGCAGUCAACCCAGCCGGACCUACCAUCCCCGCUCUUCCACUCACCCCGGAAGCCUUCGCACCCUUUGGACAGGUGAUCCAGGCGUACUCCGAUUUGAACGCCGUGCCAUCUCCGCGGUCCACGCGCAUUACUGGGGCGAACCAGGGCACGGCCGUGAAGUUUCACAAACUGGCGUUGCUAGAGUCGGCAUACCCCGCGGAUACCGGAGCUACGACGGGCCUCUCGGUCUACCGGUGCAAGCCCAUUGACGCACAGGGCGGGCACUGGGAUGUCAAGCUGCUUGAGAGGCAUCCAUGCACGAACCAGGCGUUCAUACCCAUGGGCCGUGGAGAGGACUUGGACAAGCCGGGAGAGACGUACUUAGUCAUCGUGGCGAAGAACGGGUCGGAUGAUAAGCCAGACCUUCCUACCAUGCGUGCCUUCGUUGCGACUGCUGGGCAGGGCAUAGUCUACGACACAGGCAUUUGGCACCAUCCGAUGGCCGUGAUUGACCAAACUAUGGACUUCACGUGUGUUGAGACGCAAGUCGGGAACGGGGACAAGCUGGACUGCGAGAUCAUCGAGUUGGAUGGCUCAGCUGGGUUCUACAGGGUGCAGCUUCCCAACUAGAAGCAAUUUCAAGAGGGUUCGGCAAAACAGUGUAUUUGAUUAGUCAAAUUAGUCAAAAAUGUCAACAAGAACUCAUACUACGUAAAAA
Rhodofomes roseus is the source of this 2151-nucleotide messenger RNA. RefSeq names its product allantoicase. The record is from RefSeq and is a predicted model, not a curated record. Gene Ontology annotation, molecular function: ureidoglycolate hydrolase activity; allantoicase activity; ureidoglycolate lyase activity. Gene Ontology annotation, biological process: allantoin catabolic process. Bases 324 to 2063 code for a protein of 579 amino acids. Lineage: Eukaryota; Fungi; Basidiomycota; Agaricomycetes; Polyporales; Fomitopsidaceae. The transcript is spliced from 11 exons.